Lycium barbarum (goji berry) is the source of this 3130-nucleotide messenger RNA. RefSeq names its product high mobility group B protein 15-like. NCBI's taxonomy places the organism in Eukaryota, Viridiplantae, Streptophyta, Magnoliopsida, Solanales, Solanaceae. The transcript is spliced from 7 exons. The coding region runs from base 598 to 2010 and encodes 470 amino acids. The record is from RefSeq and is a predicted model, not a curated record. Gene Ontology annotation, molecular function: DNA binding.
UUUAGGCCAUAAAUCUUAGUUCUGGGAACUGUGUCAGGAAAAAGAGGAAUAGAGCUUUGGACUUUGUUAAACAUGCAGAUAUAUUAUCAGAAAUAUCAAUUACAAUGUCAUAUCUUUAGAAUGUCAGGGAAAAAAGAUUACAUAGCAUAUAUGUAGAUAAUAGACCUAGAGAGGGUUCUUUAUGUACUGUAUAUGUAUUUGGGAUCUUUAUGACCUGAGCCUAAAAGGGUGUCUGAUUUUCCUAUUUUUAAAGAAAAAAAAAAUCUCAGCUUUUUGGGGGUUUUUGAGCUAUGAUAGGUGUUCUUGUUCCCAUAUUUGGUAGUCUGAAACAAUUCAUGGCUGUGACAGCUAUGGUGUACUAUAUGCCUUUUUUCUUGGGCUUUGGGUAUUUUUCUCUGCUACUUGGAGUUACUUCACCUAAAGGGGUUGUUGUUGUUGUUGUUAUUCAGUUCUUCAACUGGCAUUUUCAUGGUGAUAAUACAGAUACACUUCUCUUUCUCUGCUUCUUGUGCAGCUUAGAGAUUCUUGAGAAAACAAGAAUUGGAGUGAUUGAACUUGAGGGUGACUUUGGAAAUAUGUUAGUAUAAGAAAUUGAAAAUGGCAUCAUCUUCUGCUGAAAACAGUCCAGUGCCACUAAGAGUAGCACCCCCAAAUUAUCAUCCAUAUCCACCUGCUUUGGCUACAUAUGAGAAUGUUGUGGCCUCUCCUCAACUGUUCAUGGAUACUUUGCAGAAGCUCCAUGCUGCCAUGAGAACCAAGUUCAUGAUCCCUGUCAUAGGGGGCAAAGCCCUGGAUCUGCAUCGCCUCUUUGUGGAGGUAACUACUCGUGGUGGUAUCACAAAGGUUCUAGGGGAGAAAAGAUGGAAGGAAGUAACAUUAGUUUUUAGCUUUCCUUCUUCAGCUACAAAUGCUUCAUUUAUCCUUCGGAAAUAUUAUAUUUCAUUGCUCUUCCACUACGAAAGAGUUUACUAUUUCAAGGCAAAGUAUUGGACUCCUUCUCCUGAUGUGUUGCAGCAAGUGUCACAUGCUGCAGCUCCACCUCAUGAGUUGGCCGGAUAUGCGCUUCCAUCGCCAGAAAUAGAAACCACCAUGCGCCAGCCACAGAGGAUAGAAACGACAUUUCCUGAAGCAACUACAGCACCAUCGACAGGUUCACCUGUGUCUGGUUUCAUUGAUGGGAAGUUUGAGAGUGGAUAUCUUAUAACAAUGAAGAUUGGAUCUGAGGAUUUUAAAGGUGUUCUAUAUCAGGUUCCAAUGAACCAAGAGUUGCAAAAUCAGAAUCUUCCUGUUUAUAAUACUGGGAAAGCAGCAUCAACAACUGGUGGGGUCGUUCGAAGGAAGCGUAGGAAGAAAUGUGAAAUUAAAAAGCGCGAUCCUGCCCAUCCCAAGCCUAACAGAAGUGGUUAUAACUUUUUCUUUGCAGAACAACAUGCCAGGCUGAAACCACUUUAUCCUGGAAAGGAUAGAGAGAUUAGUAGGAUGAUAGGUGAAUUGUGGAACAACCUACAAGUACCCGAAAAGAUGGUUUAUCAGGAAAAAGCCUUGCAAGACAAAGAACGCUACAGAUUGGAGAUGCAAGACUAUCGUGAAAGAUUAACAGCCGGGCAAAUUAUUAUUAGUAAUCAGCUGCCAAUACAAUCUCCUCUUGAACACAAUGUCGAUUUGAUUGAUCAGGAAAGUGAACUUCAAAGUGAAAAUGGAAACGUCUCUUGGAGUCCGGAGUACGGAGCAAGUUCUGAUAAAUGUGCACAGAGCAACUCAGAGAACAACAAAGCCAAUGACCCGAAUUUAGAUGCUAAGGCCCCUCCGGUAUUAGAAAUGAAGGCAAACAACGUGAUCGUGGAGGAAUUUGAGUUGCUUAAGAGAGUAGACAUGGUUGAAUGUGAGGAUAAAGAAAUGCAGGAAGAGGAUGAAGCUGAUAAACAAGAAGAAGAAUUACAACAUAGCAAGGAGAAAGUUUUCUUCUUCCUAGAAGAUAAAACUUUAUUACCAACCGAGGAGAAAAUAUAAACAUGGCAAUAUGGCAUAGCUGAGUUUAACUUCCUAGAUAUCACCAAUCUUAAUUAUAGUUCUGUUGACUUAGUGAUUAUUUGUUGCUUAAAUCUUAACAUUCUAGCAUUAGUUGGGACACAAUUUGAAAGUAUGAACCAUUUUGAUGUAUCUCAUGGGCGUACUUUAAAGAUUAACUGCCUUUUAUUCUUCAAGUGCAUUAUCCAAAGGUUCAUUUUCCAUGUUCUUAACUUGUUUUAGAAAAUGUGCAGUAUGAAAAGGUCAUUGAGUUCUAUGUUACUCGGACUUUUCAAAAAUGUUAAUUGUGUCGAUUUUCCCAAAAGUAGUACACACUUCUUGGGGAUCGGAAACAUGUGCGGCAACAUUUUUGGUGAGUCCAAGUAAACAUAUAAUUAGUUUGAGACAUGGUUAGGUGCAGAUUUUUUUUUCAUGUACACAUUCCUAUUGAAGAUCAUUUUUUUUUUUGGUGUUAAACAGGUCAAAGGGGUCAUUAAAUUUCAAUUUGCGCAGAUAGGUUUACUGAGGGGGAGAAUAAAGUGCUCUAUAUCUAGAGGCGGAUCUAGGAUUUGAAGUUUCCGGGUGUCAUGCGUCAUUCAAUCAAUUUGGGCUUCGGGUCGGAUUAUUUGUCUUUUCGGGCUUUGAUUCGGGUUAUUCGUCUUUUCUGAUGAAAUAUUUGUUUAUAGCAAUAUACAAAAGAGAAAAGUAUAAAAGUUCCAAUAAUAUUACUAAUAUCAUAAAUAUCCAUCAUUCAUUUACAAUUGUCCUCGAAGAGGUUUCAUCUUCUGAAAAUGAUCAAUGAUGACAUCAUUACUUACAUUUGUAAAUACAUCACGCUCUAUGUAACGUACUAAACAAUCAUUCAAAUAUUGAUCACCAAUGCUAUUCCGCACUUCAUUUUUGAUCCGCUUCAUGGAUGAGAGAGAAGAAAGAACUUAUGUUGUUAAGUUUAUAUAUCUAAACAAAAAAAAAAAAAAAAACUAAUAAGAAAUAAAAAAGAUCAAAGAAUAAUAAAUUAAAGUACUCAACAUAAAUUGCUAAUAAUUGAAACUAAGUCAGCUCGAAUUAUUAAAAAGAAAAAGAAAGAGAUUAGAAAGGAGGAUUUCUACCUUACGUUGCUGCU